AUGCACGGUGAGUACGCUUUGGAAGAAGCCGCUGAGAGCGGUUCUCGGAGCGAUUUGACGUCGGAUGAGGAUCAACGCCUGUCUAAAGGCUCUCCAGAGAAGCAAGAUGACGAUGACGAGUAUGAGAUUUUAUCUACCAGAGAUGGCGGUGAUUAUGAUGGAGACAUUGAUGAUGAUGUCAACGACGAACCAGAACCUACCUCCACCAACCCAAGCCGCCAGCCAGAAGAAAAUCUGUCACCAAACGUUGCUACAUCCGGAGCCAUUGCCAGAAAUAAUGGCGACAUUGAAUGGGCAAUCAGCAAGGCUUACCAGAUGCAAAAUUUUAUGCGGGAAUUUGACAUCCUCGAUACUUUGCAUGAUUGCCUCAGACAUAUCCCUGGGUUUGUCAAGGACAGGUUCCUGCUUUCUGUGGACUACAAUCUACAUCAAGGGGGUUAUGUUAUGUCCUCUGAUGGACCAAAAUUUGAUUUGAGUCUAUUUAAGACUGUGGAGGGAUUCCGUGGUGUUAGCCAGAGGACCUACUACAUUCUACAGGUCCUCUCUCCCGACUUGGCAGCGGUGAGAGCUGGUAUCACCACCCUGUACGAAUGUGAUGGUUAUCAGCAAGCUUUGAACAACUUCUGCAUAAGAAGCUUUCGGAAGGCAGGCUCUGGCGCCUUUAGCAUUUACCCAGCCAAGCAUGUCCGGAUCAAAUUCUACAACAGCCCACACUUUAUGGAGACAUUGUUGAGCAUGGCAAAGGCUACAUUUUCACACCAAGUUUCCUCAAACAUGCAAUUUGGCUGCAAGUUUCCUGGUGGCAGAUUGGAUCGAAUAUUCAAUGUCCCCAGUGCAGAAGCUGCCACAGCCAGGCUAGCUGUGAAAUUGGAAGACUUGAUAAGGAGAAGAUAUGAGAAUGAGAGACUGUUUUCACUUGCAGUUGAUCCUCCCGAGGGAGCCCAGGCUUCUACUCGUGAAAGACUCAUGGUUACGUCUACAGAUCUUUACGAACCCCAAUUGUCCAGCCAGAAGCAACAAUUGAGCCCAAAUUAA
This is a messenger RNA of Seminavis robusta, 1035 nucleotides long. Lineage: Eukaryota; Bacillariophyta; Bacillariophyceae; Naviculales; Naviculaceae. The record is from the annotation of a GenBank genome assembly.